AUGCCCGUUGUUUUGGUCCGCCCGACCAAUCGGACGCGCUGCCUGGAUUCUACGGGUGCAGAGAUGGGCCCUUCCUCCCGACCCGAGGACUUCCCCAUCCCUACCAGAACGCAUUGCGCUGGGUGCACAGCCUGGCGGUCCAGCCCUGACAUGGAAACAGCGCUGCAUUGCCAGCACGGCUUCUACCCAGAGCAGCAGCACUGCCAGAGCCCGCACUGCCAGAGCCCGGAGUCCCCGCACUGCCUCAGCCCGCACUGUCCCAGCCCCGAGUCCCAGCUCUGCCUCCAGCAGGACGGCUCCUGCCUCCAGUGUAACCGCUGCCCCUUCCCCGGGGACCACCUCCCGCUCCUGCGGACCUCUUCCCCCCUCACCGGGGCAUUCCGCGCCAGCUCCUCGCCGCUGUCCUCCGCCUCCUCCCGCCAGGGCAGCCAGCUCAACGUGAGCGAGUGGACUCCUUCCAGCCAUGCCAGUGUGCCCAGACACCCCCCCCAGCACUCCCAGCACCAGCACCCCCAGUACCAGCAGUGCCCCAGCCGGCAGCAGGCGAGCCCCAACAGCCAGCGCCGGGAGAGCAACCCCUUCACGGAAAUAGCCAUGAGCAGCUGCAGGUACAACGGCGGGGUGAUGAGACCGCUCAGCACCCUGAGUGCCUCCCGCAGGAACCUCCACGAACUGGACUCCGAGUCCCAGCCCCUGCAGCCCCAGCCGCCCGGAUCCAGCGCGGCCCCCGAGAUCGUGGUGUCCAAACCCGAGCACAACUCCAAUAACUUGGCCCCUUACGGCUCGGGGGUGGUGGGGGGCGCCGGAGGGGGUGGGCUGGGGGGAAGCUGCAGCAGCACGGCCGGGGUUGGGGGGCAAAACAACAAUGGGAGUAAGAGCAGCAAGAAGAAGAACCAGAACAUUGGCUACAAGCUGGGCCACAGGAGAGCCCUGUUUGAGAAGAGGAAGCGCCUGAGUGACUAUGCCCUGAUCUUUGGGAUGUUUGGGAUCGUGGUGAUGGUCAUUGAGACAGAACUUUCUUGGGGAGCCUAUGACAAGGCUUCGCUGUACUCAUUAGCUCUAAAAUGCCUUAUAAGCCUUUCCACGAUUAUACUGCUUGGUCUUAUUAUUGUAUACCACGCAAGAGAAAUCCAGUUGUUUAUGGUGGAUAACGGCGCUGAUGAUUGGAGGAUAGCCAUGACCUAUGAACGCAUUUUCUUUAUCUGUUUGGAAAUACUGGUGUGUGCCAUUCAUCCCAUACCAGGAAACUAUAAAUUCACAUGGACAGCCCGGCUUGCCUUCUCUUAUACACCAUCUAUAGCGACAGCUGAUGUGGAUAUUAUUUUAUCUAUACCAAUGUUCUUAAGACUGUAUCUUAUUGCCAGAGUUAUGCUUUUACACAGCAAACUUUUUACUGAUGCCUCAUCAAGAAGCAUUGGAGCACUAAAUAAAAUAAACUUCAAUACCCGUUUUGUAAUGAAGACUUUAAUGACAAUAUGCCCUGGAACAGUACUGUUGGUUUUUAGUAUCUCAUUAUGGAUAAUUGCUGCAUGGACUGUCAGAGCCUGUGAAAGGUACCACGAUCAACAAGAUGUUACUAGCAACUUUCUGGGAGCCAUGUGGUUAAUUUCAAUAACUUUUUUAUCGAUUGGAUAUGGUGAUAUGGUACCGAAUACUUACUGUGGAAAAGGAGUGUGUUUACUUACUGGAAUAAUGGGUGCUGGCUGCACGGCACUUGUUGUAGCUGUGGUUGCAAGGAAGCUAGAACUUACCAAAGCCGAAAAACAUGUUCAUAACUUUAUGAUGGAUACCCAGUUAACUAAAAGAGUGAAAAAUGCAGCUGCUAAUGUUCUCAGGGAAACAUGGUUAAUUUAUAAAAAUACAAAACUGGUCAAAAAGAUAGACCACGCAAAAGUCAGAAAACAUCAGAGAAAAUUCUUGCAGGCUAUCCAUCAGAUGCAAUCUUUCCUCACCAAAAUCAAGAACCUGUGCCUGGGAGGAUGCGUGGUCAAUAGAAUCAUGUACUGGUUUGAUGAAGCCUUGUUGAAGACUACAGUCAGUGUCUAUCUUAUUAGUAGUGAAGUUCUGCAGACGUGUCUUCUCUCGAAUGUUAACUGAUGGACCCCGUCUGUUCGCAUAUGUAUGCUUGGACUUCUUACCUACCUUAAAUGCAAAUGUCUUUGUGUGGUUUUGAAUUUUUUAAGGUUUUACAGGUCAAUAAUAGGCACUCACAUAAUACUUAUUAUUAACUUUAAUUCCGGUAAAGAAGGAUUGCACUUAAUAAAGAGAUACGAGUUCUCAUGACUUUGACAGUCACCUUUAAACAUGCCUUUUUUGUAUGUAGAAUUAGAGUGUACCAGCUUCACAUGUGACUCAGUAACACAGACAUAAACUCUUGAUAAUGGACUGAUUGAGAGCUCAUAUCUUUUCCCUGUUUGUUCUACACAUAUUCUGUGGACCUAGGCCAGUUUUGGCCAUCAUAUGCUUGUCUAUACUAGCCAUCAUCUCUCUUUGACUGCAACAUUCUUGCUGAAACUUAUUUUACAAGUGCAAAGGUACCCUAUAAAAAUACACACAUAUCAUAAAAAUUGUUACAAUCACCAAGUCUUUUUCACCUGCAACACACACACACUCAAGUUUUACCACAGUGUUUGAUGUAAAUUCAUAAAUAUGUAGUAUGUAUUUUAACUUAUAAGUGGUAAAUUAGCUAGUGUGUGUGUUAAAGGAUCAGCCUAGGAACCAUAACCA
This is a messenger RNA of Pelobates fuscus (common spadefoot toad), 2727 nucleotides long. It is a transcript of the gene KCNN2, whose product is annotated as potassium calcium-activated channel subfamily N member 2. NCBI's taxonomy places the organism in Eukaryota, Metazoa, Chordata, Amphibia, Anura, Pelobatidae. The transcript has 8 exons. Gene Ontology annotation, biological process: potassium ion transmembrane transport. Gene Ontology annotation, molecular function: small conductance calcium-activated potassium channel activity; calmodulin binding. The record is from RefSeq and is a predicted model, not a curated record. Gene Ontology annotation, cellular component: plasma membrane; dendritic spine; neuronal cell body. The coding region runs from base 1 to 2097 and encodes 698 amino acids.